AUGAAAUUAUAAUACAGAAAAAAUAAUGACACUGUGUUUGGGGCCCUGUAAAGAUUAUUUUCAUGGGGCCCAAAAUCCCUAGCGGCACCCCUGACUGCUGCCAAUCAAAUGGUGAAUAAGAUACUCUGUAGGGUUCAUAUGUUUGUAAAUCUGACUGUGAUGAAGUCAGUGCCUCACCAGCCAUCAACCUCACCGCACGUCACUGCACUAACCCAUACCGAACUAUGCGUUGUUAUUAUAGGCAUGGCUCCCAUUUUGUCCUGUGGCUUACAAAAGUAACACGUGUCACUCCCAAACAGGAUUAGUUGAGCAUUUCUUAAUCCACAGCGGCAAUAAAGUAAGCCUCUUGCCCCCGUGUGCAUAUUCUUCAUCGUGGAAUAUUGGACAGCGAUCGCUGGUCAGCACUGUGCAGAUGUGAGUGGAGUCGUGUGCGUGCAUCAGCAUCAGUGUGAGCAGUCCAGGCUGACUUGGCUACAGAUCAAAGAUCCUCACUAAAAUAAAGAGAGGGAUCAGUCACCAUGGCAACAGUGUCCCUGCAAAAAGAAGAGGGUUCAAUCGACUCGCAUGAAGCGCGAGACUGCCAGAUGCAAGGCGACGCAAGCCUCAGUUCCUCUGUGCCGGACCCAAAAGGUCCCAGAGUGGACCCAGAAGAGGACAAUGAGGUUUUCCGAGACCAAGCGGAAGAAAUACUGACAGAAUUAGUUCAAGAUUCUCAUGAGGCUCUCCGGUCACCUCUUUCUCCGUCCCUUGGUGCCUCAUCUCGCGAGACAUGCCUGGAGAAAGAGGUGUCGGAAUGCAGUGGGGUCGAGUUGAACUCAAAUGAAGACUUAGAAUCUCUGAGCAGUUUUAACAUUGGUCCACCAAGAAAUAUCCCAACAGGUGAUGUCCAACAAGAAACACCUAAUUCUACUGAUGAAGGAGAAGAGGAGACAACGAAGGACAUUUAUUUUUGUCCUAGAAUCGUGAUCAGUUGUGAAUACUCUGCAGAUGUAGUUCCCUCAGACAACCAGCAAAGGGAGCUCCUGCCCCAAGGCCUACAAGGACCUACCCCUAAGGGAGCAAACCAGGAAGCUGCUCAACAGGUGCUGGGCCAGACCGCUGCACCUUUGUCUGCCGUUUCCAUGGAGCUGUCCAAUCAGGACGGGGCAGCGUCUAAAGGCUGUGCUGUCACCGUGAGAGAAAAGAAGGCAGGCCGGGUGGGGCAAAGGACAGAGGGAGAAAGCGAAACAGGAGAACAGAAAGACGGCAGACUGGAAAGGAACACGGUGGUUGCACAAGGGGAAGGAAUCGUUCAAGAAAAUCUUGAAGAACAAAUCAGGAUGGAAAGCGACUCAAGCGAUGACAGCCAGAGUGACAGCGGACUAUCCGCAGACUUCUCACCACGUAGCACUUCGAACGUCUCUGCAACGACUCUACCCAAAGAGACCCCGAUUGACAAGGAGAUCAGACGGGCCAUCGAACGUGAACAUAGUCUGAGAAGGUCCAGGGGAAUGCAAAAUACAUCUGCAGAGUACGUCGAUAUCCCUUUGAGGAAAACCCUUCUCGAUCAGGUCGUUUCUGCCAGCUCGGACAAGUACCAAGGCUUAGACAGGGAGCUGGCCAGCAAGAAGGUGCAGCAGGAGAUCAGCGAGGAGCUUCGCAGAGAACAAGAUCUGGUCAAGCUGGGUAAGGUUCCCGGUGCCUACCACAAAGGCACAGUUCGGCAACUUAAAGAGAAAAAGAAGCUUUUCGAGGCUUUUCAGAACCACAGAGAUCCCCUUGAGAGUGUUCCCAGCAGGAGCAAGACUUCAUCCUGGUCCUCCAGCAGCGACAGCUCCUCAGGGGAGAGCCACGAUGACAGCUCGUCACAGGCAUCCACUGUAAGGAGCAUAGAAGCUGCUUACACUUCUCCUAAAGCAAGAGGACCGGGCUUAUCUGAGGGCACGUCCUGCCAGAUCAUCAUUGUGGAGAACAACAUGACUGUCCCGGGACGGAAGAUCCACCACGGCAACAUGGAGGUAGACGGCCUCAUCCGCGUUAAUCCGAAAGCUUCUCAUGUCUUCCCGUCCGGUUCAAAGGACGAAGAGAUGGCGGCCAAUAAGAACCCCUUCUUCACGCUGCGCUCCCCUUCAAACGUUGUUAAAGUGGAGCAGGAUAUCCGGGAGGAUCAAGAGAGGGAGAAGGAGCUCCGCAAACAGAGGGUCCACUUGUAUGGGGACGAGGGGGGAACAAUGGGAGGAGCGGGAGGUGGUCUGAGAAGAAGCCUCCAGGCAUCUGGUCCGGCUUUUCCUGGCUCAGCAUCCAAGGGAGGAAGCGGCUACACAGCAGGCCGCCCCUCAGUUGGAAAGCUCGGCGUGUGGCCCCCAGGUGAGGACCACGGAGAGACAAUAAACCAGCCAAAGGUGCUGCAGACUUCCCACAGCUCCAGACACAAGACUCCUCUCGUGCGCCUGUGGGAGUCGGGCCUGGUCAACGGACACAAGCUGGAAGGUCAAUAACGAGACCAGACACUGAGAGUAUAAAAAAAAAUAAUAAUAACUUUUCCGAGGCCGAGGGCUGAGGGAGUGUGUUUGAAGGAAGAAGAGUCCUCCAGGAAGGUGGACUACUUUGGGUUCUGGUUGGAGAACACUACAACCUCAGAGCCUCGUGACGACUAACAAAGUAACUGUUUUCAUGUAAUGAUCAUUAACCCUAUUUUGUAUUCCAUUUUUAGUGUUUAUUCCACAUUAUUUUUGAUUUGGCUGAUCACAACAAAAAAGAUACUGCUUAGUUUUGACUGACUUGUAUGAAUGUAACAUAUGCACGCCAUCAUACUGACAGCUGUUAGUAAACCAAACCCCGUUUCCAUAUGAGUUGGGAAAUUGUGUUAGAUGUAAAUAUAAACGGAAUACAAUGAUUUGCAAAUCAUUGUAUUCCAUACUUGCCAACCCUCCCGAAUUUUCCGGGAGACUCCCGAAAUUCAGCACCUCUCCCGAAAACCUCCCGGGACAAAUAUUCUCCCGAAAAUCUCCCGAUUUUCAGCCGCAACUGGAGGCCACGCCCCCUCCAGCUCCAUGCAACCUAAGUGAGGACAGCCUUUUUUCAUGACGGGAGGACAAUAGGGUGACAAGAACUAAAUCAUCCAGACUACAGAUAAAUGGUAUUAUUAUGUUUAUCUUACCUAAAAAUAAAUAUAUAUAUUAAUUUAAAAAUUUUUUUUAAUGUUUUACUAUAUUUUGCUAAAAACAUCAAAAUUAAUUAUAUUUUUAUUUUUAUUUUUUCUGACUCCUUAUUACACCCAGCCAUAUAAUUAUACAUUAAAAUAAGCAUAUUUGAAAUAAUUAAUUUUAAAUGAUCAUAAUAAUUAAUUUAAAAUGACCAUAUUUAAUUAUUAAAAUAAUUGCUUGUUUAUCAACAACUUUAACAUUUUAUUCAUUACAUUUUGAAGCUCUAAGAAGCCAAGUUAUGUUAUAUUCCUUAAUAUUUAUUUAUGCAAGUUUGAAGUAUCAAUUAUCUAAACACAGUUUUGUUUGCAUAUUUUCAGGAUAUAUAUAUAUAUAUAUAUAUAUAUAUAGCUGUCAAUAUACUCACCCCCCCCCCCCCCCCCCCACACCUCCCGAAAUUGGAGGUCUCAAGGUUGGCAAGUAUGUUGUAUUCCGUUUAUAUUUACAUCUAACACAAUUUCCCAACUCAUACGGAAACAGGGUUUGUAAUUGGACAUAGGGCUGUCCUACUUUGCUCCUAUUAACAGCAUCAUUAUUUGUGUAUGCGCUCGCUAAAUUGGCGUUUACCUAAUGAGCUUCUGAAUCGGCCCUCGGGUCCCCAGAAUGACCAAACCAUACAUAAUCCCGUAGGCUACUUAGAUUAUGGUGCAAUAAAGUUGAUCUGGAUUCUGCAGGUGAACGACGGCGGUCCAGAGUGCACGUGCUCGAAUAAAAGCGCCUCUUGUGGUCUUGAGUCAUGCAGUAAAAUGUUGAACUUUGGAAUGAAACUGGAGGUUUUGUGUUGUUCACAAUCGUCAUGAUUAAGAGGGGUGUGGACAUGCCUGGGAAACAUCAGCUCCAAACCAUCUUGGUUUUAGAUGUCCUCCUUUAAAUCUUGAAUACCUACUGUUAAUAUCAAUAAAAACAUAUUCAUAACAUCAGUAUUAUUUUAAAUCCCAACUAACAUGUUUUUUCUUCCACAUGACAGGAGCACCCUGCUGUUUUUAGUCAUCCAAGACAAAAAACACUCUUCAAAGAUCUGUUUACCAGAAGUACUCUGAUAUUUUUAAUAAUAUACCACAAAACACACUAGUUAAGUUAAAGUACCACUGAUAGUCACACACACACACUAGGUGUGGUGAAAUUACUUUCUGCAUUCGACCCAUCAUCUUGUUCCACCCCCUGGGAGGUGAGGGGAGCAGUGAGCAGCAGCGGUGGCCGCGCUCGGGAAUCAUUUUGGUGAUUUAACCCCCAAUUAAAGAUCCUAUGUGUGAUCAAAACCUUGCUGUUUUUGGUCAUCUUCGAUGAACAUAUUCCUCUGUAUGACGGGAAUCCUGUGCUAUUUUUAGUAAUCUACGAUAAAAACACUAUGCAAAGAUUUUUCUAUGACAGGAACCUGCUUGUGGGGGGAAGUGCGUCAGCGCGCCUGCAGGAGCAAAGGUCACCGCCUCUGGCAAUGGUGUCAAGGGCGGAGCACCAUCAGCUAGGGGCGGGGCAUGUGCGGGACGGCGAGACACAGCUGGCAGGUGAUUAGAUUUCACAGCUGGAACGUGUUAAGCUAAUCAUCUGUUGUCUUUAAAAGUGAACGGCCAGCUCUUUAGUUGUACUAGUGGUGAGGUGGAGAGAGACUGGAGAAAAAGUUACAUGGAAAGAUUGUGGUGGAAAUCUGCUUGGAAAAAUAAAACACUGUUAAAACGGCACGCCUCGCUCUUGUGAUGCGAUAUCCGUGGAACGGGUAGGGAGCGACUUCCACACUGCUGUUUUUAGUAA
Molecule: messenger RNA, 4931 nt
Organism: Nerophis lumbriciformis (worm pipefish)
Lineage: Eukaryota; Metazoa; Chordata; Actinopteri; Syngnathiformes; Syngnathidae
Gene: misp3
Product: MISP family member 3
Source: RefSeq, a predicted model, not a curated record